AAACAACGCCAGAGCCGACUAUCUGCUGUGUGCAGAGCACAGGAGGACCCUUACUCUCUGAACACUUGUGGUGCAUCUUGCAUUAUUUACUUCAGGAGACUUGAUGUGGAGCCAUGACCUUCAAGGUGAUAGUUAUUGACUUUUCUCAGAUAAAAAGCCUGUGGGAAACACGAGUCAAGAAAUAUAAGGAACAUUGUAAAAAAGAAAAACAAAGGAUUGAGAAAAGUGCUUUGCAAAAAAUAAAGCAGGAAUGGAAUUUCAUGCUGGAAUGUAGGAACAAAGGAAUACCACAGUCUGUAUAUCUAAAUAAUGGGUUUGUAGACACUGAGCUGAAGAUAUUGGAACAGAAUGAAAGAAAGUAUCGUAUUGACAAACAGGAUCUAUCUCUUAAUGGGAAAACUGAAUCAGAUGAAUUCAUUUUUCAGCUUAAUGGCGAGCACUGGGAGGAACUUCCAGAGUCCUUGAAAGAAAAGACUUAUCUGAAAGAAUUACGUGUUAAUAAAACCCGAAUACAAAUCAUUCCUAAGUAUAUACAGUUUUUUAUAGACCUGAAAAUUUUAGAUGUGUCCCAAAACAAAAUUACUUGUCUCCCACCAGAAAUAGGUUAUUUGUCAAAUCUUAAAGAACUCAAUGUUAGUUUCAACAACCUAAAGAACAUCCCACCUGAAUUAGGAGAUUGUGAAAAUCUUGAAAAGUUGGAUUUUUCAGGGAAUUUAGACCUUAAAGAGCUUCCAUUUGAGCUGAGUAAUUUGAAAAAGGUCACUUUCAUAGAUUUGUCAGCAAACAAAUUCUCUUCUGUUCCAAUUUGUGUCUUACGGAUGUCAAAGUUGCAGUGGUUGGACAUCAGCAGCAAUAACCUUAAGGAUCUUCCGCAAGACAUAGACAGGUUAGAUCAGCUACAGAGUUUUCUCCUUCAAAAAAAUGAGAUCACUUACCUUCCUCUUGAGCUGACUAAUAUUUCUAAUUUGAGAUUGCUGGUCGUUAGUGGAGAUAGACUGGUGGAAAUACCAUCUGCUCUAGUGGAAAACCCUUUGCUGAAGUAUGUUAAAAUUCUUGAUAGCCCAAUUGAUGCUGGUUCAGAUAUUCCCGAUAUUGAGGACAUAGAAGAAAGUUAUCAGGAUCGUGAAUGGUUUGAAAAAGUAUUUAUGAAUGCCUACAUUAAAGACAUAGCUGACAGAGAAUCAACUCCCUGUUAUACAACAAAGGUGUCACUGAAUCUGCAAAUAUAAGCAAUCGGAGCUGCAAUUUAUUCUCUGCAAUGGACUUUGGAAAUCAUCAUUAACAUCACAAUACUGUAUGUUAAAACAUAAUAUGUAUUGUUUGUUUAGACUAAAAUUGUAAAUAUAACACAGCAUGUUACCUCAUGACUCAAAUUGACAUUAAUGAUAUUACUAGAUGUUGUUAAAUACACCAUUACUAUUUUAGAUACAUGUAAUGAAAGAAUAAAUGCAGUCAUUUUCAGUGUGAAAACGUGUGAAUUGUGAAAAAUUAAUGCUUAUAUUUUAUUGUAGAUAUACUGUAUGUUUAAGCAUAAUAAACACAGUUAAUAGA
Molecule: messenger RNA, 1551 nt
Organism: Pelobates fuscus (common spadefoot toad)
Lineage: Eukaryota; Metazoa; Chordata; Amphibia; Anura; Pelobatidae
Gene: LRRC2
Product: leucine rich repeat containing 2
Exons: 9
Coding region: 114-1229 (371 amino acids)
Molecular function (GO): protein binding
Source: RefSeq, a predicted model, not a curated record